AGAAGGGGGCGGCUGACCUUUGGCAACAUCCAGGUUCAGAAACAUCCUACCCUGCUCUGCGCUUCAGAAGUGCUGAGAACCUCCUCCCACUCCCCCCAGCUUGUGCGGAGAGAGACGCAGCUCUGAGCAUGCUGCCCCGGGGGCUGUUGGCCGCUUUGCUGCUGCUGUUGCUGUCCACACCUGCCCAGCCAGCUCCUCUGGACCGUCCUGAACCUAAGAAGGAAGAGGUUCAGCCUUCUCCUCCCGAGACCCCGGACACAGGACUCUAUUACCAUCGCUACUUACAAGAGGUGAUCCAGGUCCUGGAGACAGAUGGACAUUUCCGAGAGAAACUGCAGGCUGCCAACGCGGAGGACAUCAAGAGUGGGAAACUGAGUCGGGAGCUUGACUUUGUCAGUCACCACAUCCGCACCAAGCUGGAUGAGCUCAAGCGGCAGGAGGUGUCUCGUCUUCGGAUGCUGCUCAAGGCCAAGAUGGACGCCGCCCAGGAGCCCGAGGUGCAGGUUGACCACCUGAGCCUUCUGAAGCAGUUUGAGCACCUGGACCCUCAGAACCAGCACACAUUUGAGGCCCGAGACCUGGAGCUGCUGAUUCAGACGGCCACUCGGGACCUGGCGCAGUAUGACGCAGCCCACCACGAGGAGUUUAAACGCUAUGAGAUGCUGAAGGAGCAUGAGCGGCGGCGCUAUCUGGACUCCCUGGGCAAGGAGCAGCGGCGGGUGGAAGAGCAGAGGCUGGAGGAGCAGAAGCAGAGGCACAGACAGCACCCGCGGCUGAAUGUGCCGGGCAGCCAGGCCCAGCUGAAGGAGGUGUGGGAGGAGACGGACGGGCUGGAUCCCACCGAGUUCAACCCUAAGACCUUCUUCAGGCUACACGACACAAACAGCGAUGGUGUCCUGGAUGAACAGGAGCUGGAGGCUCUGUUUACCAAAGAGCUGGAGAAGGUGUAUGACCCCAAGAAUGAAGACGAUGACAUGCGGGAGAUGGAGGAAGAAAGACUGAGGAUGCGCGAGCACGUGAUGAAGACAGUGGACACAAACCAGGACCGCCUGGUGACCCUAGAGGAAUUUCUCCUGGCCACGCAGAGGAAGGAGUUUGAAGAGGCUGCCCCGAAGGGCUGGGAGACACUGGAGGAGCACCCAGCUUACACCGAGGAGGAAUUGCGACGCUUUGAGGCAGAACUGGCAGCCCGAGAGGCUGAGCUGGCAGCGCAGGCCCAGCGGCUGAACCAGGAGAGCAAGGCCCUGGACCACUCCCAGGGGCUGCUGGAGGCCCAGAAGAAGGAGCUGCAGCAGGCCGUCCUUCACAUGGAGCAGAGGAAGCAGCAGCCGUCCCCAGACCCACCAGCUCCAGGCCCUGAUGGACAGCUCCUUUUCCAGCCUCACCCAGAGACGGAAGUCCAAGCAGAGCCAGUUGUGGAAAAGGAGAUUCCAGCCCCAGUCCCUGAUUCUGCUGUGCCUGAUUCCCAGCACUAGUGAUCCCAAGGCCACCCAAUAAAGACUUUCUGGGCACCACUA
Messenger RNA from Vombatus ursinus (common wombat), 1517 nucleotides. It is a transcript of the gene NUCB1, whose product is annotated as nucleobindin 1. Gene Ontology annotation, molecular function: calcium ion binding. NCBI's taxonomy places the organism in Eukaryota, Metazoa, Chordata, Mammalia, Diprotodontia, Vombatidae. Gene Ontology annotation, cellular component: extracellular exosome; endoplasmic reticulum-Golgi intermediate compartment. The transcript has 13 exons. Bases 129 to 1475 code for a protein of 448 amino acids. The record is from RefSeq and is a predicted model, not a curated record.